This is a messenger RNA of Xyrauchen texanus (razorback sucker), 3490 nucleotides long. Its product is annotated as adhesion G-protein coupled receptor G7-like. Gene Ontology annotation, cellular component: membrane. Gene Ontology annotation, biological process: cell surface receptor signaling pathway; G protein-coupled receptor signaling pathway. Gene Ontology annotation, molecular function: G protein-coupled receptor activity. The transcript is spliced from 17 exons. Lineage: Eukaryota; Metazoa; Chordata; Actinopteri; Cypriniformes; Catostomidae. The coding region runs from base 210 to 3170 and encodes 986 amino acids. The record is from RefSeq and is a predicted model, not a curated record.
CAUAAUGACAAUUUCAUUAGAGGUGUUAGUGAUUGCGCCUUUAACUUUGUGAAUUAAAUGUACAUUAUUUUAUACAUUUCUGACACCAAAGUAUAGGUCCUUACAAAAAAAGUCAUAUAAAACAACCCAAUGUAUUUUCCUGUCAUGUUUUUGCUAAACAUUGCCCAUUAUGGUGUCCAUAUCUUUGUUGUUAGAAAUGCAAAUAUAUCAUGUCUAACUUAACAUUUAAGAUCCUCCUUCAGAGGUCAUCACCAUGCAUGGCUUUGCUUUUCAACCAGAUCUUGUCCAUUAACUGCAAGAUGAUGUAUCUCUCCGUGCUGCUGCUCACAUUUGUUGCAGACACCUGGGGAGAAACAAUCUUCAGAAUUUUUGGAUCAAAUGACAAUCCAACCACUCUUACCACUCCAACCACUCUUACCACUCCAACCACUCUUACCACUCCAACCACUCCUACCACUCCAACCACUCUUACCACUCCAACCACUCUUACCACUCCAACCACUCUUACCACUCCAACCACUCCUACUACUCCAACCACUCUUACCACUCCAACCACUCCUACCACUCCAACCACUCUUACCACUCCAACCACUCUUACCACUCCAACCACUCCUACCACUCCAACCACUCUUACCACUCCAACCACGCUUACCACUCCAACCACUCCUACCACUCUAACCACUCCUACCACUCCAACCACUCCAACCACUCCUACCACUCCAACCACUCUUACCACUCCAACCACUCUUACCACUCCAACCACUCUUACCACUCCAACCACUCCUACCACUCCAACCACUCUUACCACUCCAACCACUCCUACCACUCCAACCACUCUUACCACUCCAACCAAUCCUACCACUCCAACCACUCUUACCACUCCAACCACUCCUACCACUCCAACCACUCUUACCACUCCAACCACUUCUACCACUCCAACCACUCUUAUCACUCCAACCAAUCCUACCACUCCAACCACUCUUACCACUCUAACCACUCCUACCACUCCAACCACUCUUACCACUCCAACCACUCUUACCACUCCAACCACUCUUACCACUCCAACCACUCCUACCACUCCAACCACUCCUACCACUCCAACCACUCUUACCACUCCAACCAAUCCUCAACCCCCACUGCAGUGCCUGAGAGGGGUUCGUUUGGACACUGGCAUCUGCCUCUGCCCUGAUGAAUGGACCGGAGAGACCUGUAAUAUAAGUAAAUUCUGUGCAGAGGAAACACUCAAUGGUUUGACUUUUCCACUCACUGUCAUUGGCCACCUUAAUUUUUCAACACAGUUAUGCCCUACAGGAACAACCAAUGCCGGCGUUCCGAAGGCCUCAGCUCAGUGUUUAAGCUCCAAAGGUUCAUUUGGUGAAAUCAAACUUCUGGAUUGUAGCAUGACCCUGGAGAGCAUCCAAAGUCAAGUGACUAAUGCCUCUCUAGAACAGAAACUGCUCAUUGCCUGCAAUCUCCAGAUGCUCACAUCCAAACCAGAGCAACUAACAUCCCAGAACAUCACCUCAGCUGCUGAGAUUGCUUGUAAACUGCUGUCCUCCACUGAGUUAAAUGAGACAGUUGCAGUGGCAGUAGUGGCCAUCAUCAGUCAGCUCAUGAAUGUUGAUCAAAGCCAAUGCUCCAAAGACACUUAUACUGCUUUUGAGAAUCUCACAAUUACUUUGGAGGAUUUCACUUUGCGUAUGAGUGAAUCAAAGUCUGGCGGACUGGUGCAGCCAAACUUGGCUCUGCAAUACCUCAAUGUGGCGAGUGGGACCCCACAAGUGGAAUUAUACAGUCUAAAAGGCCAGUCAAAUAACUUUGCUCCUGACGGAGUAAGUCUGGGCACAGAGGGUAACACGACAAUCUCUACAGGACAACCUGUUGAAAUCCCCUUAACAAUUAACCUGCAAAAAGAUAUGGGGAACAGAAAUAUAGGUAUUGGAGUGGUUCUAUAUGAAAAUGAUCAGUUUUUCAAGUCCAGCAAUUUUAUUAGUCAAAUGGAUACAAAAAGAAGGGUAAUGUCAAUAAGCCUCACUAACCAACAGAUGCUAGAUAACCUGGAGUACACCAUGAGGCCCCAGAACGUAUCUGGCUCAAGACCUCACAACUUUGCAUGUGUGUUUUGGGACUACACUCAGAGAGACUGGAGCACAGAGGGCUGCUACAAAAUGCUUGAUGCUUCUGGCGGCAUGCAGUGUAAAUGCAACCACACCACCAACUUUGCAGUUCUGAUGAGCUACAAAGCGGAUUACGUUUAUUCUGAGGCUUUAAACUGGAUCAGCAUUGUGGGAUGCAGUCUGUCUAUUGUGGCUUUGGUCCUAACAGUACUUUAUCAAAUUAAAACCAGGAAAUUGAGAGGAGCAAACUCCACUGUGCUGUUGGUGAACAUCUGCAUUUGCAUGACAACCUACUACCUGCUCUUCAUUUUUGGAAUCAACAACCCCGUCCAGAACACAGACGACUCUGAUUUAGAGAAGAAUGUUAUCCUUACUUCAGACUGGCAUAAGCCAGUCGAUCAGGGCCCCUGCACUCCAGUUACAGCCCUGCUCCAGUAUUUCCUGCUGGCAACGUUUGCCUGGAACACCAUGUAUGCUGCUAAUGUGUAUUUCCUCAUUAGUAAUGGUCUCAAUGGUCCACCCAAAAGUUUCUUCUAUGUGGCCAUGACAGCCGGCUGGGGCCUGCCUGCUCUAAUUGUUGGCAUCUCACUGGCAACCACCUACAGCUUCAAGGACCCGUUAGGCUAUCGACAAGAACAAUUUUGUUGGCUGGCUUCUCUGGACAAGGGAGGGAGAUUUGAUCCAAAGCGGCCUAUGCUUUGGGGUUUUUUGCUCCCUCUAGCGGUCAUGCUCAGUUUUAACAUAGCUCUACUCAUCUACUUUUCACACACCAUCUGCUGUGCAAAUCCAAACCUGAAGAGCUCACGAGGAACUUCUCUAAAGAAGAAGAUGCUGAGUAGUUUCUCUCUGGCUGUGGUGCUCGGAUUGUCCUGGGUCAUUGGCUACUUUGUGCUCAUCACCCAUGAUAAAACUCUUUACACCAUUCUCAGUGUGGUCUUCUGUCUCUGCAACACAACACAGGGUGUUCAGAUUUUCAUUUUAUUCACACUGAGGGCUUUUCUAAAGAAGAGAGCCCGAGAUAAUCUUGGUACUGAAUCAAAGGUGGCUACUUAAAAUCUACUCUUUAAAGACACAAAAAGCCAUGGAUAACAGACAAGAUCAACGACAUAUUUACUGUCAAGCCUAACUUGGAUUUGUUUAGUUUUCUUUAUUUUGUGCAAAUACUUUUGGCAUAUCCUCUUUAUUUUAGAGACGUCAUUUGUCAUUUUGCCUUGCUAACACAAAUUGAUAUAAUCUCUUAUGUAGACAGGUAUAACAGGUUUUUAAUAUCACAUAUGGGGACAUUUAGACUUUAGUAUUACAUACAAAACAAAUUCUUCCUAUAUUCAGACAUUAAAAUAGAGUCAGCCUUUCAAUAAUCUACUUUAGAUUUU